UCAGUAUUUACAUAACCGCUCAGAAUAUUGGAAUAUAUAAAUUCAAAAAGCUUGCGCAGAGUUUUCACAAUUAUAAAUUGAAACGAAACAGAGACCUGGCAACUGGAAAACAUGGCUGAUCGCAAACUAUCGCCUAGGCCAUUAUCCUCAUUGUGCUCUGCCAUGUCGUUGUCACUCCGACCCCAACACGAAGUCCGCAUGAUUGUACUGGGAUCGGCGGGUGUGGGGAAAACCCAGUUGGUUUCUCGACUUGUUGGGCAGCCUUUCAACACGAAUCAUUUUCCAACCGCAAAGGAUUUCCAUGUAGUAAAUCAUGACACUGCUAAUGUAACAUAUCGAUUAGAAAUUCUAGAUACGUCGGGAAUAUCCCCUUACCCACCGACGAUGGAGAUUUGCACUCUAAUGACAGGAGAUCUAUUUUUGAUAGUAUAUUCUGCAUCGGACUAUGGAAGCUGGGAACGAGCUAAAUAUUUGAUUGAUACUAUCGAACAAAUCAAGUGCUAUGCUGCCAAAAUCAAAGUUUCUCUAGAACGGAAUUUUAAAAAUGUCAUCAAGCAAAAAACAGACUUGACAAAGCAGCCUUGGAAUUUGAAUAAUCAUUCAACAAAAGAAUCUAUUGUAUCCAUCCUAGUUGUUGGCAACAAACAUGAUAUUUCGAAGAGCACUGUGCCUCGCAGAGAGGUAGACGAUUGGUUGCUGAAACGACAGUUCAAGACACCAUGCUUCGUCAGUCAUAUUGAAGCAUCAGCUAAAACCUAUUACAAUGUGGAAGCAAUGUACGAUCAACUCCUAGUCAUGGCAAAGUUGCCUCUAGGACUGAACUCCGUUACCAUGCAUGCAGGAAAUUUUCCACCUCGCAGUCGAUCGAAUCCAUUAGUAGUUUCUCCAUUAUGCUACAAAGAUCGCACUGCUCGAAAUUCGUUCCUUUUUCACGAGAAAAACAUUAAAGCUACACGGAACAAACAAACGGAUUCGAAUUCCAUUAAAACUGCACAAAUCCAACUUAUGAAACGACCGCCGAGCCUGGAAGACGAAAUAAUCUUGGCAUACGCCAAAGCAUGCUUCAUAACGAAGAAAAAGCAAGGAUCAUCGAAAAUACUAUCGGAGAUUAUCGUUUAGAUUCGUUUAAAGAAUUGCUGAUCUCAAAAUGAACACAUAGCUCAAACACGAAUCAACUAUUUAUUUUUAUUUUAACUUUAUAUUUACAAAUUUGACUACAUAGGCCUACAUUUAAAGCCAUCCCGGCUGUCUUCAAUGACUACAUUGUCAUCGAAAAUUCAUGCACAUAUUCUAAUUUUAAAUAUCGGGUCCAGUUCGAAAAAUAGAAAGAAAUUGACGUUAGCAAAAAAUAAUUACUUUGCCUAUACUAGUACCGCGAGCAUAAUCUGAUAAAAAAUAACAAGAACAUGCUAACUGGUAAUGUUCGUGCAUUAUGCUGGCUGACUGAGCGCCAAAGAGGGCCUUUUGACUGACCGGUUGGGACGCCGCGAGAAGACGUUAGAAAGUGGGGCUGUCCCGCCUAAAACGGGACGUAUGGUAAGCCUAACUUAUGUACUCCGGCUCGCCACCCAACCAGACAUAGUUUGUUUUGGUAUCUCUGACUGACGAAAGCAUACAAAAAAUGGAAUAAGGGGGAAACCCUUCUCGGUUAGUGGAAUCCAAUGAUCUAAAAAACCAAAGAGCAAUUCAUCACAAACGACACCAGUGUGAUGUUUGCUUUCACAUCUGCUUUUCGCAGAAUGCUACAACGAAAGAUUCGUAUAAGUAUAGGUUUAUUUCGACGCCAUAUUCAGUAGUAGACCAUAAAAUAAUAGCUAGAGACAAAAAAAAAUUAAAUAACUGAUUAUGGAAUCGGGGGAACAAACAAAACGUCAAGUAAGGUUUGAAGCGUACAGGUUUUAGAUGGAAAGGUAUAGGCGCGAGCCGAGGCUAUUUAUCUUUCAGUUUCGCAGCGCACAUAAAGUAACUACCUGAA
Messenger RNA from Styela clava, 1975 nucleotides. RefSeq names its product GTP-binding protein Rhes-like. Lineage: Eukaryota; Metazoa; Chordata; Ascidiacea; Stolidobranchia; Styelidae. Gene Ontology annotation, molecular function: GTPase activity; GTP binding. The record is from RefSeq and is a predicted model, not a curated record.